This is a messenger RNA of Conger conger (European conger), 2595 nucleotides long. RefSeq names its product calpain-2 catalytic subunit-like. Gene Ontology annotation, molecular function: calcium ion binding; calcium-dependent cysteine-type endopeptidase activity. The record is from RefSeq and is a predicted model, not a curated record. The transcript has 21 exons. Bases 162 to 2264 code for a protein of 700 amino acids. Gene Ontology annotation, biological process: proteolysis. Lineage: Eukaryota; Metazoa; Chordata; Actinopteri; Anguilliformes; Congridae. Gene Ontology annotation, cellular component: cytoplasm.
GAGAGAGAGAGAGAGAGAGUCCAGGUUUACAGGCGGAGGCAGUGGGUGCGCCCGGUGAAUGGUCGCUUUAUCCCGCUGUGUGAGCUGAAGACGCGGCCGCGCCCCGCUCCUCACGGCAGAUCCUGCAGCUCCAGUUCACAGGAGACAGUGCGGGUGUGAAGAUGUCCGGAAUCGCCCAGAAGCUUCAACAGAACCGAGCCCGGGCUCAGGGCAUCGGCACCAACGCGCAAGCCGUGAAGUACCUGGGACAGGACUUCGAGACGCUGAGGCAGAACUGCCUGGAUUGCGGGCAGCUGUUCCAGGAUGAGAGUUUCGAAGCGAUCCCGUCCUCUCUGGGCUUCAACGAACUCGGACCCAACUCCUACAAAGUCCGCGGGAUCACCUGGAAGCGGCCCACGGAGCUGUCUUCCUGUCCACAGUUCAUUGUGGGAGGGGCCACCAGGACGGACAUCUGUCAGGGGGCUCUGGGUGACUGCUGGCUCCUGGCUGCCAUCGCCUCGCUGACGCUGAACGACCAGGUGCUCGCUCGAGUGGUUCCUCCUGGACAGAGCUUCGAGGAUCAGUACGCCGGGAUCUUCCACUUCCAGUUCUGGCAGUUUGGAGAGUGGGUGGAUGUGGUGAUUGACGACAGGCUGCCCACCAAAGACGGGGAGCUGCUGUUUGUCCACUCGGCCGAGGGGUCUGAGUUCUGGAGCGCCCUGCUGGAGAAGGCCUACGCCAAGGUGAACGGCUGCUACGAGGCGCUGUCGGGGGGGUCCACCACGGAGGGCUUUGAGGACUUCACCGGCGGCAUCGCAGAGGCGCACGAGCUCAGCAGUCCCAGCCCCCACCUCUUCAAGAUCAUCCAGAAGGCCCUGGGAAAGGGCUCCCUGCUGGGCUGCUCCAUCAACAUCACGAGCGCGGCCGACUCCGAGGCCAUCACUUCACGCAAGCUGGUGAAAGGCCACGCCUACUCCGUCACCGGAGCUGAUGAGGUGGAGUAUGACGGCGACAUGGUGAAGCUGAUCCGCAUCAGGAACCCCUGGGGGCAGGUGGAGUGGACCGGGCCCUGGAGCGAUGAUUCCAUGCAGUGGCGUCAGGUCAGCGAUGAUGACCGAGAGAGGCUCAGCCACCGAUCGGAGGACGGAGAGUUCUGGAUGUCGUUCUCAGACUUCCUGCGGCAGUACUCGCGGCUGGAGAUCUGCAACCUGUCGCCCGACGCGCUGACUGACGAUGACGUGAAUAAGUGGGCGCUCUCCAAGUUCGAGGGCACCUGGAGGCGUGGCUCCACUGCCGGGGGCUGCCGCAACUAUCCCGACACGUUCUGGACGAAUCCGCAGUUUGUGAUCAAGCUGGACGAGGAGGACGACGACCCGGACGAUGACGAGGCGGGCUGCAGCUUCCUGGUGGGCCUGAUCCAGAAGAACCGGCGCCGGCUGCGGAAGGACGGGCAGGACAUGAACACCGUCGGCUUCGCCAUCUACGAGGUUCCUGAAGAGGCCUCCGGGCAGAGGAACGUCCACCUGAACCGGUCCUUCUUCCUGCGAAACGCGUCGGCGGCGCGGUCCGAGACCUUCAUCAACCUGCGGGAGGUGUGCAGCCGCUUCUGCCUGCCCCCGGGGGAGUACCUCAUCCUGCCCUCCACCUUCCAGCCCCACGAGAACGGAGACUUCGUCGUGCGCGUCUUCUCCGAGAAGCAGGCCGACUUCCAAGAACUCGACGACCCUGUUGAGUACAAUGCUAAAGAGGAGGAAAUUGAUGAAGACGAUGUUGAUCAAAGAUUUCGGAGUCUCUUUGAACAACUGGCCGGACAAGACUGUGAAAUCUCCGCUUUUGAGCUGAGGAGGAUCCUGAACAAAGUGAUAACCGGGCGCGGGGAUAUCUCAACCGAUGGAUUUACCCUCCAAACGUGCCGCAACAUGAUCAACCUACUGGACAAAGAUGGAACUGGAAAACUGGGCCUGGUGGAGUUCAAGAUCCUCUGGAUGAAAAUCGAGAAAUACCUGAACAUCUACCGUGAGAAGGACGUAGACCAGUCCGGCACCAUGAACUCCAUGGAGAUGCGCGUCGCUGUGGAGGAAGCAGGCUUCUCCCUGAAUAACGCCCUGCACCAGGUCCUGGUGGCCCGCUACAGCGAGCCCGAGCUCACCAUCGACUUCGACAACUUCAUCAGCUGCCUGAUCCGCCUGGAGAGCAUGUUCAAUACAUUUAAAGCGCUGGACACAAAUGAGGAGGGGGAGGUGGAGUUCAACAUCAUGCAGUGGAUAAAUGUGACUCUGCUGUAAGAGCCAGGGGGCGGAGUCUCAGCUGCAGGAUGGAGUUCUGAACUGAGCGUGUGCGAGAUCUCCUGCACACUGAACACUCUCCCCCCACUCUGAACACUCCCCCCUGAACGUUUUCCUGUGCAGUCCCCAGGAAAAUGGUGUAAAAGAAGCACAGGAAAGCAUUAUAUCUUUAAAGUAAUACAUGAAUACAUAUUGAUAUCUUAAGGGUGCCUUGUGUUUAGGAAGCGGGAUUCUAAUGUGCUUUUAUUUUGCAGUGCAAGAGAUUCAUGCUGAAAAUAGAAAUGUAUUCAAAAUGAUUGAAUUGCAGUGUAAUAAAAACACUUUGAGAUUA